Molecule: messenger RNA, 5714 nt
Organism: Scophthalmus maximus (turbot)
Lineage: Eukaryota; Metazoa; Chordata; Actinopteri; Pleuronectiformes; Scophthalmidae
Exons: 6
Coding region: 1430-3205 (591 amino acids)
Source: RefSeq, a predicted model, not a curated record
CUACUUUAUAACUGCUUCACUGGGAGUAAAGGAAGUCAGUCCGCUUAAUUGACUGUAUAAAAAUGUAAAUACAGUCGUCACAGGAGCAACAGUAAAAUGAGUGUGUGCUCAAAGUUACAGUACACACAAAAUAUACAAUAUACAAUAUAUAUGAAUAACAUAAAAAGCCAAAUCACAAAGUAACACAUAAAAAACUGAGAACACACACACACACAUCAACACGCAGGCACACAGGCACGCACACACACAAGCACAGAAUAACAUCAGCAUCAGUCAUGGCUGGGGGCAAAGACACGGGUGAAGCGCAGGAGGAGGAAGGCAUUUUGAAACAGAUGGUGAGAGAAAAAGGCAGCACGGUAAAAAAGAAAAGAAAAAGAGAUGGACCGAAGGCAUAAGAAGGUUCAGGUCAAAAGAGAGGGAGAGGUGAAGGAGAGAAAAACCACUGAAUGGAUGGUUAAUACUGACGGCUGAUCUCAGCCAAUCGGAGCAGCCGCCUCCCCUCCUCCUUGCAUCCAGCCUCUGUGAUUGGCUGGCGAGAGCAAAGAUGCAGAGGGAGAGAGAAAGUGAGAGACUGACAGCAGGAUGAAGACAGAGGAAGAAGAAGAAGAAGAAGAAACUGUCAGAUGUGAACAGCUCUGUUCUUCACAUCCCUCCCUCUCUAUCUCUCUCUCUCAGUCUUUCAGUGGUGCCUCUGUCUCGCUCGCCCCUCUCAGAGCUGCCAGUGCUGCUCGUUCGCCCGUGCUGCUUUGUGAUUCCGAGGAGAGAGAGGUUUAAUGCAAUGGAUCUGCUGCCCACCGACUGCUGCUGUUUACACCGCUGCAUCAUGGGAGCCGUAGUUUCCCCGACAGCACAGGAGGACAGCUGAUUGGCCGGGGACUGUGGGUUAUCAGAGUUUGGAGAUGUGAGCUGGCGGCCGGACGAGGCUCAACAAACUCUCUUUCUCUCUUUUCUCUCCUUCCUCCUAAUCUCUUGCUCUUUUUAACCCUUAUCCUCUCCUCUCUUCCUCCCACUUUCUUUUUCUUCUGUAGUUUCUUUCAUCUAAUCUCUACGUCUUUCUUCCUCUCCCUCAUCCUUCUCUCUCUUUCAGUUCAGUUCACAUCACUCUCAACAUUACCCUCUUUUUACCCUUCAUCCCUCUAUUCCGCUCCCCCCCUCUCUCCUCCUGACUUCUAUCCGUCCGAGGAAAAGUCAGAAUGGGUUGUCGUUUCACUAGGAUCAAGUUUUUCUCUCUCAUCAGGCCAAGCCUCGUGAACCUCCUCAUCACAGACACAGAGAGGAGCUGCACUAUGUGGACGAGUAUGGCCAGCCAAUCACUGUGCAGGUAGAUGGGCGAAGGGGACGUGGUCACAGGAGGCGGCGAUCCCAAUGUGCAAUUGAAUGUGGCGCUCCGACAGAAAGACACUGGGAGGCCCUGAGAGCCCUGGGACUGAUGGAGGGAGAGGACGGUCAGAGAGAUGGCUACAGCGUAGGACCCUACUAUGGUCACAUGACCAUGUCACCUGACCUAUACCCAGCCAAUAGUCAAAUGAUGAUGUCGCCUGAUGUCUAUCCUCCAAAUGGCUACCUGGGCAGAUCCUCAAACGACCAGCACCCGGGUAACAACUACCUGCCGAGCGUCUCUUACAGCUUAGAUCACCUGGACAGACUCGACUACCAGGGACUGGAGAUGUUGCCCUACCAGCCCAACUCAGAGAGCUGUCUGAUUGGUUGCUACAACACUGAAGAGAUGGAGCACAAGGAUUUCCCCAGACAGUCUGACUAUCAUCCUCAUUGGCGGUCUGAUCGUCCUCUAGGAUAUCUACCUCUAAGUGAGCUUGACAGUGGGCUGGGUUGUGGCCCCGACAGCCCGCUUCACCGAGUGGCGCUCUCAGAGGCCGAGACGGACGCCAUGUCAUCGCUGCCAGGCCACACCGCCUCCUCCCAAGGCUCCUCCUCUUCCUCCGAGUCCCUGAUCUCCUCUGAACCAAGUGACUCGGGCUUCCACAGCGUCAGCACCGGUGAUCACAGACGGCUGCACAAAAUUCACGGAACUCAUCGGCAAUCUCAACAUCUCCGCUCAGGCCACUCCCCUCGAGAGCAGAGAGGACGCUGGGAUCUGGAGUCCAUCCCUGAAACAACCCUUAUGACUCACCCUGGACCCCCCCAGGCGUCCCGCUGCACUGUGGGUAACAGCACGACCACAACAGUUCACUUCCACAGAGCUGAGAGGAGUCCAACUUUACCUCGCCACCGAUCGCCACCCUCCCCCUCCAUCGGUUGUCGUACUGAGCCCUGCCAGCGAAGAGCGCUAUGGCUGGAGCAGCAGCAGAGAGGAGGUGGCACGAUAGAAGGUCCAGGACGGAGUCGAACGAUACAAGAUUUGAGUGAAGGACAGCGCCGCCGCAGGGCCAGUCACCCCAACAUGGCAGAUCCAAACACUAUUGAAAACAAACUCCAGAACAGCCAGUCAGGUGCAGCCACCAACACUGUUGGACCGAGGAGCAGGGCCAGUUAUCCCAGUAACUGUCACCCCACCAGUCACCUUAGCAUAGACAGAACCAGUCUAACCAAUCAUCAGAACACGUUGAGGAACAGCCAGGGCUCCAUUCGCAGCAGAGAGGAGGACACUCUCUCUAAGAGUCCUGGAUCGGGCUCCAGUGGAGCCUCAGACUGGCGUGGCUUUCAGACUCUUGGGAAUCGUACCGGCAACCUUAAAGGGCCUCCUGUUCCUUUUUACAGCACGCUGGGUGCCCCACAACGGAGCCCACACUCUCCACCCUCUCCCCGCUCAAGGCUGUCCAAUCAGAAGUCGGUCAGGAAUCAGCUGCUCAGAGCCCGAGCUUACCGUUUGGCCAGGGAGCGCAGCGAGGUUACAACGGACGAGGAGGUGCGAGGAGACAGGGAGAGAGACAGGGAGGAGGAAGGAGAGGAUGGCCGAUUGGCGGGGCGAUACUGGAGCCGGACAGAGAGGAGACGCCACGCGGCGCUGUCUAGGCAACACAGAGAGAGGAGAGGAGGAUUGGGGGAGGAGCAGUCCGGGGGAGUUCAGGGGUCACUGUCGUCUCAGACGGUGCUGGAGCUGAGCCACAUGAAGCAGAACCGGCUGAGGAACAGCAAGAUGCUCGACGAUUGGACAACAGUGGAGGAGCUGCUGACUCAUGGAACACGAGUGGAGAGCGACAGUCAGCUUUGCCCCAGCCCCCUGUUAUCGGUUACUACAGUCUGAUUGGAGAACCUCACGCACCCCAAUCCGACCGGUUGCUGAUUGAUUGGGACCUCCGAUCUAUCAGGUCCAGAUUCACAAAAGGUUUGUGUGGUUAACUUGUAAACUCAUUGUCAAGAAUCUUUCUAUGUCAGGCCGUGGUAGCAGGUAAUGCUGUGUUCAUUUCAUAUCAAUUAACCACUAAUUGUGAGCAACCAAUUGGGGAAAAAACAAUUAAUGUCAGUUUCUGGCUUGAAUUUCCAAGUGGGAGAUGUGGGGAAUUAAAUCACAAAACUAUAAUUCAAUUGGACUCCCACUGCAAUCUUAGUGAGUCUGGAUCUGAGUUGUGUUAUUUAGGAAGUUCUGACGUAUUUGCUGAUGUGCCGGAGGCUGGAAGCUUCUCCUCAAAUGGGUGUAAAACAAGAGAACUGGAGGAACCGGCAGAGAUAAGACCGGGGCUCAGGAGGAAAAUGACCAACAGUCUAUCCCCCAGAAAAGGCAAAAAUGACAAUCUUUGACCCAAACUGAAGUUUAAACCAACGGUACUAUCUGACAAGUAUCUCUUAUCCAACGUUUACCAUAGAAAUAUGUUACUGUAUGUGUGUAAGACACAGGACUCUUAAGUAGCUGCAUGGGCUUCAAACUCUGCAGUGCUACCCGACUCAUUGGAUGGAUUGGUCGAAUUUCUUCACAACCCAGACUGACCGGGACUGGUUUGAAAUAUCACACCACUGGUUAUGUUGCCUUCGUUUCUGUCUCUGUGCCAUGAAUAUGUAGGAAUCCUCCAUGUUGCCGUUCACCACACUUUCUUUUUUUCUUUUUUUUAAAUGGCCACUUCCACCGGCUUCUCCUUUACCAUAUUGAUCUCCUUGCACUCACUCAAACUUGGAGUGUAAAUAAGUCUGACUCUAUAGAGAGGGCUAACAAGUCUCAAUGCAGCACUGUGUGCAACCAGGUUUCUAUUUUAGAUGACAUCUGUUUGGAUUUGUUCUGCAUUCAAUUAGUUUAGCUGUCAGAUGAUGAUAUGCAGUAAUAUCUAUUCAGCAAAUGUUGUGCCAUAUGCCAUGAAUCACAAAUAGGGAUAUAUUAUAUUCAAAAGAAUAGUUUGACAUUUCAGGAAAUACACUUAUUUACUGUCUUGCUGAGACUAGUCAGAUGAGAAGAUUUAGAGCUCAACCCUAUGAAGCUUUAAACAUGAAGCUUAGAGUUAGCUUAGCUUUGCAUUAAAAGGCCCUUUUAAUUAAAAAAGCUAACUAGCUUCAUAUUUAACAGACAUAUGUGAGAGUGGCAUCGAUGUUCUCAUCUAACUCUCACAGGAGCAAACAAUCAUUUAAUUUUGCCUAUUGUCAAACAAUUCCUUUAACAUGUUUCAGCCUCUGACGUCAGUAAGCGUAUGGCCAUCUCACGAGUACGCAGAGCAUGAACUAUUCUUGGUACAUAUCACUGUGUUGAGUGUUAAAUUACUAAAUGAGCUGUCGGCUGCAAGCUGCAUGUUGUACUUUUCAUUUUCAAAUGACUCAGACUUUUAUCCAGCCUGUCAGGUUUUCAGUAAUCACAUUCAGGUUAGUUUUUUCUUUCGCCCAAGAUAUUAGAUGAGAUUUUAGAUCUGCCUUGAUUCUGUGUGGGAAGACUGGAGGAUUACUGGUUCACAGCUGCAGGAGUACAUUAAUCCCAUAACUGUAAAUGGGAUUAGACUCGUGGCAAAAAAAAAGAUCGAUAUCCCUGUCAUGUCCUCACACAGACUGCUACAGGCCAGUACUGUGUGAUUUACAGGCACCUUUAAGAGGAAGUGGUGGAAGAUGGAUUUGAAAAUGUUAAUCAGGUUUAAAUGUUCUUAUGUAAUAAUGUGUCAUACAAUGAAAACUGUUCAAUGCAAUUUUGUUAAAUAUGAGAAAAUGACGAUUUAUUUUCAUAUUCUGUCGGGUUUUGGAAGAAGUGAAAUCCUAAAGACAGGAUCAAAAUUCUUUUUUGAUCCUGUCUUCAGGAUUAUUUUUUUCUUUAAUUUGUUUCUUUUUCUAAAGUGUGUGUGUAUGAGUGCGCGCGUGAGUGUGUCUUGAAUGGCAUAUCAUUAGUUAACUUUGAGAUUGAUACUAACUUGUUAGUAGUGUUUAGCCAAAGACUGUAUGACUUUGGUUUGUGUGAAGCUUAGAACAAUUUACCACCGUAUGAUGUCAAAGGAUAUUUUAUAAUCACAGUAGUUUUAUAUAUUCUCUGUUAUUUUUGCCUUGAGUAGAUUAUUUUCUGCUUUUCAUCAACAUCUUGCUAAGCUAGUGUACGUAGAUGUUAGUGUACAACCAACUGUUAGCAUAAACAGAUUAAUACAGUAUAAACCCAGCAUGUUAACUCAUGAUUAACACAGAUGACUGUAAAUAAAGAUGGACGUUAUGACAGAUCGCCAAAGUGAAGCAAAAUUAUCUGGAUCGCCCCCUGGUGGCUGGCUGCAGUACAUGUCCUAAACCCUGCUCCCUCCAUGUUAGCAGAUUGUACAUGGACCAAACAAAAAAAAAGGACAUGUUAAAUAAAUGUUUCCAAA